This is a messenger RNA of Dermacentor silvarum, 3796 nucleotides long. Its product is annotated as inhibitor of nuclear factor kappa-B kinase subunit alpha-like. Bases 179 to 2392 code for a protein of 737 amino acids. Gene Ontology annotation, biological process: positive regulation of transcription by RNA polymerase II; tumor necrosis factor-mediated signaling pathway; peptidyl-serine phosphorylation. The transcript is spliced from 19 exons. The record is from RefSeq and is a predicted model, not a curated record. NCBI's taxonomy places the organism in Eukaryota, Metazoa, Arthropoda, Arachnida, Ixodida, Ixodidae. Gene Ontology annotation, molecular function: ATP binding; IkappaB kinase activity. Gene Ontology annotation, cellular component: IkappaB kinase complex; cytoplasm.
GGGCGCGCCAGUAGCACUUAUGCGUCGCCGUAACCAUGACUAAUGCUGUCAUGAAGCCAAUGACACGCGAUAACACGUCUUCUUUCGUUGCCGUACCAUAGGUGGUACUAUUUGUUUUGAUCUUCACGUUGCACUGCUGUUGGAUGCUGACACUUGGUUUGAAGACUGGAUAGAAAAUAUGGUGAAACCUACAGAGGAGGACAAACUAGUCAUCGGAUGCUGGGCAGAAGGAAAAGUCCUGGACCGGGGCACCUUUGGAUGCAUAACGCUAUGGCAUAACACGAAAACUGAAGAGACCAUAGCACUCAAGAAGUGCCUGCGAGGCGUGGCUGAAAUGACAGACAAGCUGCGGGAACGCUGGGUUCAAGAAGUGGAAAUCCUCAAAAAGUUGGACCAUCCCAAUGUUGUUAAAGGACUUCCUGUGCCAGAACCACUGCUGGUGCUUGCUUCAAGCCUGCCAUUUCUCGCAAUGGAGUACUGCAGUGGUGGUAACCUUCGAAAGAUGCUGCAACGACCCGAAAACUCUUGUGGUCUUCAUGAGAAAGAUGUACGCUGUGUGCUCAGUGAUGUCACAGCAGGGCUACAGUACCUGCAUGGUAACCACAUCAUCCACAGGGACCUGAAGCCUGAAAACAUAGUUCUUAAGGAUGUUGAGGGAAAGACUGUCUACAAGAUCAUUGACCUUGGCUAUGCAAAGGAGUUUGACCAGAGCAGCUUAUGCAAUUCAUUUGUGGGAACAUUGCAAUACCUUGCACCUGAGCUCUUUGAGAAAAAGCCCUACACCAGGGCAGUGGAUCUUUGGAGCCUGGGCAUUCUUGCCUAUGAAGUCAUCGUAGGACAGCGACCAUUUUCCCCAACAGCCUCCCCUGCACAGUGGAUUCCUUUAGUGCAUAAUAAAAAGAGUGGCGAUAUUCGAGGAGACAUAGCACCUAAUGGAGAGCGUUGUUAUUGGAAGACCCUUCCUGAUGAAACCAGCUUGACCAGUGUUUUCAAGAAGGAUAUUGAGGAGUGGCUUCAAGUCUUACUUGAGGCAAUGCCAGGACAGAGGAGUGGCCGUCGUGGUUUAACAGUAUUUGAAAUUCUCGAGGAGCUGCUUGCACAACCAACCGUGCAUGUGUUCUGCGUUGCUGAAAUGACAAUGUUAUCAGUUGCAUUGACGAGUGAAUACUCCAUCAUGGACUGCUUGUCACAAGCCUUGAAGAAUGCCACAGGAGUAGAGGCUGCCGACCAGCUGUUACUCACUGAAAGUGGAAAAGUCGCAAGCAUCAAGUACAUUAAAAACCACUGUAAGCGAUUCCAGGAAGCUGGAGCGGUGAUGUUUUACCUCAUUGACACUUCUGGUGAUACUGACAAGUAUGAAGAGUCACUUUGGCUUCCACAGUUGUUGCAAGAGUGCACAACUCGGCUCUCGGACAACCGCACCUAUUUGAAGAGCAUUGAGAUCAGGCGGGAGUGGGCUUUGGCAGCCCACACUGUGCGCCAGUCAGUGCACAUAUUUCAGAAUGUUGCACGUGCCUUCCGCAGCUUCCAGGCACACUUGAGCUCGGGGAUUCCUGCACUGCAGAAGGCAUUGUCACGCAUUCAUGUCGACGUGAACAAGCUCACAGCUGUGAUGAAGGUUGUGCAUGACAGCUACACAACAGAUGUGGAAUACCUAAAGCAUUGGAAGAAAAGCAAAGGUGGAUCUUCGGCUGAUACAGGCAGUUUGCUUAAACAAUGGUCUGUUUGUGAUGAUCUGCUCAGCGAUGUUUACAACCUGCGCAAGAAAGUUGAGUCCUGCUUCAACAAGUUCAACAAGCUAUGCACCAUCCUUGAGGAGAGUCAGAGGACCCCAUAUGGCCAGUGUACACCAUUGGAAAUUCUUGAUGACAUCGUGGCUCGAGUGUUGCAACUUUACGAGAAAGGCAAACAGAAAAGAGAUUAUGACAGUGUGUCCAGCAUCUGCACGGAUAUGUGCGAAACUAUCCGUGAACUUGACCAAGAACAAGAGCGUAUCCUGAAGCAUGUCAGCCCUUACAUGAGAAACAUGCUAGGAGUCUUUCACGAGCUUGGUAACUUGCAGCGUUGUGUCUGCAAGUUGUCUGACAGUAUAGUAUCUAUUAACCAAGCCCUAUUUGUUGAGCAGCGGAAGCGCCAGCAGUCUAUCUGGAACCUGCUUCAAUCAGAAACUACACGUGUACAGCCGGUUGUGCCUUCAGCUCAAGACCAAAUCCCGCCUUCUGCUGGUGACUGUACUUCCUGGAAUUAUUUAUGUCAGCAGAUGGAUGAACAGUUAAAGGAGAGCAGAGCACAGUGCAGUGAAGCUGAGACUGUGUUCGAAUUGGUUGAUGCAAACAUUGCCAAGCUGGAGAAAGAGUGCAGUGAGCUGUUGAAGAGCAUGACCACUAAAUAAACUAAAAAAGCCCUCAUCUGGUCAUCUGUGCUUAGCAUUCCAUCUGCCUCGUCUUUGUUCAGCGUGGCUUCCCUUUGAAAGUACUAUUAUCCAAAGUGCCAUGAUCUGCCAGACUUCUUGUUGCACUAAUGAGCAUAGCAGUUCUCUGGACCUGAGGCCGGCUUACACUAUUUAAAGAGAAGCUGCCAUCUCAGUUAUCUCAAUUCCCACCAUGCAGAGUAUAGUUAAGAAAAAAAAAUAGCUUGUUAUUUCCUUACCAUUCUCAGAUAGUCUGAUGUUAAUCCUAGAUGAGCUUGAUUUUGUAAUGAUGAGUAAGUGCUGUACGCACAAUACAUAUGGGCACUGUGUGUUAUGCCGCUUGUCCGUAGCAUCUUCCUAGCUGCAAUAUCACUGCCUGAUAUCGAAGUGUAUAGUUCAUGAAAUGGCUUGAUGAGUACAAGAAACUCGGCUGAUUUUGAGGGUGUAUUUUAGUACGAAUUUAUGGGUGGGGAGGGGGGGGGGGGGCAGACUCUCUUUUGUGAAUGCCUGUCUAAUCGAGGCAGUCUUUCAUUUUUACUUCGCACUUGCAUCAUCUGUUUAUACUCUGUUGUAGUUCGUUUACACUGCACUCGAGGGUCACGACCAGUUUUCUGGCAUUAUAAAAAUAGAUGGGUGUCAUAUACAUAUGUAUGGCCCCUUAGGUGGUCCAUGCUUGAUUGGCAUUAUGCGUCAGUAGACAAGGCUCAUACAUUCAACUUGGAUGCCUGAAGGCUGCUUUGCCUGCUAUGCAAUAAAUCUUAUUGUUGCUAUGCGUAUCUUUAAUGUUUGAGUGUGCACAAAAGGCAGGGAGUUUAGUUCCAAUUAAAGAAGCCAGGUUAGAAGCUUUUCUUAUGAGCAAGAAGGAGUAUAAAUAUUGUACCCACUUUUAGGCAUAUUUUGCAACACAAUGGAUGCUACAUGUGUUAUGUGAACUGGACAUCAUUUCAUGGAGAACAGUAUUUUAGUUUAGUUAAAUAACAAGUUCCAAACAUAUGCAGUCAGAAGAAUGUAUGUGGAUAGUCUACUAGUUGAAAGUGUUCACCUCAUUUACAAACCUUUUCAUUUUGACUUUUGCCAUCUGUUCAGAUUUUUUUCGAAUUGUGGAAGUACCUCAUUUCGUGCAUAGUUGUCAUUAUUACUUGUUCUACAGAUGCAUUGUUCUCUUUUUGUGUGUGUUUUUUUUUAAUACAUAUACAUUUUCUUUUGGAACCUGUACAGUAAUGUUAAUGGCCGAAUACUUGCAUAAAAAAUGCCUUCACAACUUGCCUUCUUUGUAUACACUCUGCUGUUGUUGCUGUUCCAGUUCUCUGUGCAGUGCAUUGUUGUUAUGUUUUGCACCAAUAAAACGUGCUGGCCAACUUGUGUUCAUUUGGACUGACCUAUCCA